CAGAUUUUUUUUUGCAGAAGGAAAAAAUGGCGCCCAGCUCGAAAUCGGGAAAAGAAGACAACGGCAACAAACAAAAACAGCAACGGAAACACAAAGACCACAUUGUCAAACUGCUCGCCCGUGGAAAGCUGUCUGGACAGCUGUCUCAGAGACUGUUCCGGAAGCUGCCCCCCCGAGUGUGUGUCCCCUUGAAGGCUAUAGUGAGCGAGGAGUUCCUCCGUGCGGGUCACAUCUUCCUCGGCUUCACGAAAUGCGGCCGUUACGUUCUGUCCUACACAAGCGACUGCGGCGAGGACGAUGAUUUCUCCUUCUACACCUACCAUCUGUACUGGUGGGAGUUCAACCUGCACAGUCGCCUCAAACAGGUGCACCAUGUGAGGUUGUUUGCAGGUGAAGAUAUCUACACCGAGCUUUACCUGACCGUCUGCGAGUGGCACAACGAUCACUCAAAGAUCGUCAUCUUCGGCUUCAAUACUCGCAGCAGCACGGCUCUAAUGAAUAUGAUGAUGAGUGAUGAGAAUAACAGAGACAUUUACAUCACUAUCGCCUCCAUGCCUCCUGCACAACGGUGCCAACAGUGCUGCCCCCUGCCCACGACCUCCACUAUACGCACAGGAGGGGAGUGUUUGGAGCAUGGCUACGUCCUGAACGCUCGUUAUCAGGUGGUUUAUCCGUUCCCCACCUUCCAACCGGCUCUGCAGCUGAAGAAGGAUCAGGUCGUCCUCCUCAACACCAGCUACUCACUGGUGGCCUGCGCCAUCUCGCUCUGCUCCGGUGGAGAGCAGCAGCAGCAGCAGCAGGCGGAUGUGCAGAAUAAUCAAAUCCUGUACCGUAAACGAGCGACUCCCGUCUCCUCCUGUCCUCAUCCUCCCACCCUGUCCUCAUCUUCCUCUUCCUCCUCCUCCUCCUUCUCCUCUCAUGGGUCACCUGACCGCAGACCGACCAAUCCCCACGCGACGCCGCUCUCCCCCGGCCGUUCCCAGGCCGCCGUGCGGGCGCGCGAGUUCGCCGCCGACAUCUUCCGCCGCGCCCAGGCGGGGGCAGAUGGAGACGUCGAGCGGCGGAGACGGGACAGCGAGGCGAAAACCUCACGCGUGCCUGCUACAGAGUCCGAACGAAGAAGAACGGAAGAGAGGAGGGAGGACACGGAAGGGCCGUCCACCUCACAGGGGAAAGGAAGUAACCCGUCGUCCACCGAGACAGAGGACAACAACGCAUGCAACACGGUCAUGUCCCCGGUGUCCACAUCGUCAUCGUGCUCGCUCUCCCCUCGCGCUGCAUCAUCAUCGUCGUCGUCGUCUUCAUCGUCUACGCCAGAGCCAGGAUACGUGAACUACACACGACUUAGAUACAGACUACAGCAGCCCGGGGCGACCGAGCAGGACAACAGAGAAGAGGAGGAUAAAGUUCAGCUCCCGUUCACCGUCUCAGACCUGAGGGGGAGGAACCUGCAGCUGGUGACGGGACAGUACACAGGGCCGUGUGUGUGUGUGGAGCAGCUGACCCUGGAUUUUGAGUAUCUGAUUAACGAGGUGAUCCGAAAUGAUGCGGAGUGGGCCUCGCAGUUUUGCUCCUUCAGCGACUACGACGUCGUAAUUCUUGAGGUUUGCCCGGAGACAAAUAUAGUGGUGAUAAAUAUCGGACUUCUGCUGCUGGCCUUCUCCAACUGUGAGGAGGAACACAGCAGGCCUAAAUCGUAUCACUCCAGUCUGCAGGUCAGCUGGGAUCUGAACACGGGCGCCUGCUGCACCGUUGGGGUCGGUGAGCUCACCGAGGUUAAAGGUCAAACCAGUGGGAGUGUGUGGAGCUCGUACAGGAAGUCGUGUGUGAACACGGUCAUGAGGUGGCUCGUCCCUGAGAGCAGCUCACGCUACAUCAAUCGCAUGACCAACGAAGCCCUGCACAAAGGUACCUCUCUUCAAGUGCUUGCGGACAGCGACAGAGCUACGUGGAUCGUCCUGUAAUGAAGAAACCAUAGCAUUCGCACACACACACACACACACACAGUCCUGUGAGCCAUGCACAUUGCUGCUGCACUAAAAAUCAUUCAGACUCUCUGCUAGACCGAACAAAUCGUCUCUAUUGAUUUUUUUACUUUUUAAACAACACGUGUCUGUUUGUUGCGUAUGUGAUCAGUCUGUUCCACUGCUCCUCCUCAGUCAGUACCGAUCAUAGGUGGGGAUGUUCAGAUCUUACACACCCGUCACUCUAAAGAUGGAGCUUUGAACCCGGACUGGUUUCUUCCGGUUUUCCAUCAGAUUGUCCUCCAGAGACCAGCGACUAGGAUUUCCAAAUCCCAGGUUUACACGAUUCGAGCUCAACAAAUACAAAGCUUCAGUCAGACACACUUCUAACUUUUGUAAAGUUGUUUGUACGGGGGUCAUCAUACACACAGUUUUGUUCAUUUAUUAUUUAUCUAUUAAUCCGGUCUCUCAUUAGUCUAGACCAGUAGUUAGUCGUAAGAUGAAUUGAGGACGUGAAGGCGGCGGUAAAGCCUGGCUAAGUCUCCGGCUUUGUUCCAUUCCAGCGUUUGUUUCCAGAGCCGCUACGAUAAUCAUCGGUCCCGGAGACAAGUUUGUUCGUUAUCAGAGCAAAUAAUAACACUAAAACAUUUACGGUUUAAAAGUUAAGAACCUGAAUGAAUUCACACAUUUGUUUUGUUGAGACAGUUUCAGGGGAGAUCGCCAAUGACCUCAUGUAGAUGCGUUACUGCAGGAUACAGCGAGGACGUGGCACAGAUGGCAUUUACUCAACAAAAUAUCACAACAUUGCUUCUUUUUUUUCCUUUUCUUUUUUUUUUUUAAACGUACAGAAAAGCUGUGGAUAAUUAAGUACACCAGUCUGUCUUUAUUUUAUUUCCCAUUUUUUUGGUGGGUUAUCUUGUUUGUUUUUUUAAAUGGUGGUCAUGCUGGACCGCUACAGAAUAUGAACAGUACUUGAUAUUGUCCUUUACUUGAUUAUUUUUUAAUAAAAACAAAUAAUUCUAAUAA
Molecule: messenger RNA, 2990 nt
Organism: Clarias gariepinus (North African catfish)
Lineage: Eukaryota; Metazoa; Chordata; Actinopteri; Siluriformes; Clariidae
Gene: dcaf15
Product: DDB1 and CUL4 associated factor 15
Exons: 13
Coding region: 27-1964 (645 amino acids)
Biological process (GO): protein ubiquitination
Cellular component (GO): Cul4-RING E3 ubiquitin ligase complex
Source: RefSeq, a predicted model, not a curated record